UGCGGCCACCCCCCCCCAAUCCUCUGUGCUUAACGCGCUCGGGGGUCUCGAAAAAACGACAGCAUGGCUACCCCGCCCAAGAGAAGCUGCCCGUCGCCUGCGACCAGCUCUGAGGGCACCCGCAUCAAGAAAAUCUCCAUCGAAGGGAACAUCGCUGCAGGAAAGUCAACUUUUGUGAAUAUUCUUAAACAAGUCUGUGAGGAUUGGGAAGUGGUUCCAGAACCUGUUGCCAGGUGGUGCAACGUUCAGAGUACUCAAGAUGAAUUUGAGGAACUGACGACAUCUCAGAAAAGUGGUGGCAAUGUCCUUCAGAUGAUGUAUGAGAAACCUGAGCGGUGGUCUUUCACCUUCCAGUCUUAUGCGUGCCUUAGUAGAAUACGAGCUCAACUUGCCUCUCUCAAUGGCAGACUCAAAGAUGCUGAGAAACCAGUAUUAUUUUUUGAGCGAUCUGUGUAUAGUGACAGGUAUAUUUUUGCAUCAAAUUUAUAUGAAUCUGACUGCAUGAAUGAAACGGAAUGGACAAUUUACCAAGACUGGCAUGACUGGAUGAAUAACCAGUUUGGCCAAAGCCUUGAACUGGAUGGAAUAAUUUAUCUUCAAGCUACUCCAGAGACAUGCUUAAAUAGAAUAUAUUUACGAGGAAGAAAUGAAGAACAAGGCAUUCCUCUUGAAUAUUUAGAGAAACUUCACUAUAAACAUGAAAGCUGGCUACUGCAUAGAACACUGAAAACCAACUUUGAUUAUUUACAAGAGAUACCUAUAUUAACAUUGGAUGUUAAUGAAGACUUUAAAGCUAAACAUGAAAAUCUGGUCGAAAAGGUCAAAGAAUUUUUGAGUGCUUUGUGAUCUUGCUGAAGACUAGAAGCCCCCA
Molecule: messenger RNA, 871 nt
Organism: Elephantulus edwardii (Cape elephant shrew)
Lineage: Eukaryota; Metazoa; Chordata; Mammalia; Macroscelidea; Macroscelididae
Product: deoxycytidine kinase-like
Exons: 7
Coding region: 64-846 (260 amino acids)
Biological process (GO): nucleobase-containing compound metabolic process
Cellular component (GO): cytoplasm; mitochondrion
Molecular function (GO): ATP binding; deoxycytidine kinase activity
Source: RefSeq, a predicted model, not a curated record